Molecule: messenger RNA, 1994 nt
Organism: Thunnus maccoyii (southern bluefin tuna)
Lineage: Eukaryota; Metazoa; Chordata; Actinopteri; Scombriformes; Scombridae
Gene: sinhcafl
Product: SIN3-HDAC complex associated factor, like
Exons: 6
Coding region: 404-1084 (226 amino acids)
Biological process (GO): negative regulation of cell migration
Source: RefSeq, a predicted model, not a curated record
AUGCUAACAGCUAACAACAAUGAGCCAUAUUUGGCGCUCUAGCGGGCAAAAGUUUAAAUUUAAAGGGAAGGAUGUGUUCAUAGCAAGUUUUCAUAUCAUGUUAAAAAUACUGACACCAUAAAUUAAUUGUGCCAAGUUGAUAAUCGUGUGAUAAUUAUCCACGCGUGUUGCACGUAAUUCAGCGAAUAGCCCGGUAGCUUUUUGUUUGUUCACUCCAGAAAGCCGCCGCUGCUGCCCGCUUUUUGUUCCGAGAUCUCCCCGCAAACACUUAACUCAGCUGAGCAAUGUCUAACAUCAACUCUAUUUAAUGUCUCUGUGUUAGCAAAUUGGCAAAGUUUCUAAUUUAUUGACCACCGUGAAGGAAAGUAAAACCGAGGUUUUUUUGCUUUAACACUGACCGACUAUGUUUGGCUUUCACAAGUCAAAGAUCUACCGGAGUAACGACGGCUGUUGCAUCUGCAAGACAAAGUCCUCAAGUUCACGCUUCACAGACAGCAGUCGAUAUGAAGAAACAUUCAGGCUCUGUUUUGGGUUGUCAGAGGAUCGUGUCGGAGACAUUUGCAACGCCUGUGUGUUACUGGUGAAGAGGUGGAAGAAGCUGCCUCAUGGCUCCAAGAAGAACUGGAACCAUGUGGUGGAUGCCAGAGCUGGACCGGGCUUCAAGGUGACAAAACCCAAGAAGAUCAAGAACAGCGAUGGAAAGAAGAAAAGCAAGCUAAAGAAGCUUCACAAGUUAAAGAGACAAACAGACUCAGAUGCUCACAGUACAACCUCCAGUGUGUCUCCUGCCCAGUCUCCCAGCUACAGCAACCAGUCAGAUGACGGCUCAGACAUCGAGUCCAAACAGAGACGCUCAACUCCGUCUAUCUUCUCUUUCUUGGACCGUUCCUACUGGAAAAGGCAAAAGGUGUGCUGCGGGAUUGUCUACAAGGGGCGAUUCGGAGAGGUGAUCAUCGAUCCUCGACUUUUCAAGCCCUGCUGCAGUUCCAAAAAACAGAAGACACUGGUGUCAACGCAAGUGGCCACACACCUUCCAGACACACUUCCUCCACAACUCCCCGAAGACAUGAAAGAAACCUGGUGAUUGCUUUUGUUGAAUCCCCCUGUAGGGUUAUCCAUGGCAUCCACCUGGAUUUGUCUCCAGUGGCAGACUCCCUAUUCCCCCCCCCCCCCCCCCCAUUAGAUCAAUUAGUUAGAUGUUUCUUUUCUACGUAAUAUUCCUUUUUUUUAUAUGGGUAUUUUUUUAAACUUUUGUAUAGAGUUGAUUUUUCUUUUUUUUUCUUUUUUUUUUUUUUUACAGAAAGCAAAAAGGAAAAAAAAAAUCUUACGGGCAUUAGUGUUAUUUAUAGGAUGAGGAGGCAAAUUCUGUUGAGGCUCCGUUUCUGAUUCUGAGUUGUUUUUUGUAUUAAGUGAUCAACGUUAUGUAAAUAUUUUGUCACUUUCAUACAUAUCAAGACUGUUCUAUUUUUUCAUAUUUUGUCAAAUUGUAAGUGUGCAUAUGAAAGACACCAGCUAUUUCUAAUACCAGCUUUUUUGUGUGUGUGUUGCUGCAAUGUUUUGUCCUUUUUUUUUUUGUUUGCUCCAUAUGUGCAAAAGCGUGAUAUGUAGGAUUUUUUAUUUUGUUUUCUUAGUACACAAGGGGCUGUUGGUGACACCAGGGAUCAUUAGUCCAACUGUCCUCUAUGAAUUUAAUGAGCUUUUAAUGUGUAUAUUAGAUGCCAAUGCAUAAUCUCUUGCGUUUUCACGGAUUAAGCAUGCCACACAUUUGAAACACUCCAUUAUAAUUUCAGCAGUCUGAGCACAUUGACAUCGAAUAGAUGUGGUUAGACCAUGCAUGCAGUACGUUCCUCUGCCUUUUUGGAAUAACAGAAAUGAUGUAUUUAUUUCAUUUGUACAGCCUCCAAUGAAAUGACAAUGCAUGUUGUAAAGCAAAUGUUUGUUUUUAAAAAAAAAUAGAUCUUGUAAAUACAAUGUUUGGCUCUUGGUCCAUCCAA